Molecule: messenger RNA, 3488 nt
Organism: Leucoraja erinaceus (little skate)
Lineage: Eukaryota; Metazoa; Chordata; Chondrichthyes; Rajiformes; Rajidae
Gene: elovl4a
Product: ELOVL fatty acid elongase 4a
Biological process (GO): fatty acid elongation, polyunsaturated fatty acid; fatty acid elongation, monounsaturated fatty acid; very long-chain fatty acid biosynthetic process
Cellular component (GO): endoplasmic reticulum; endoplasmic reticulum membrane
Molecular function (GO): fatty acid elongase activity
Source: RefSeq, a predicted model, not a curated record
GGAGGGAGGGAGAGAGACGGACACUGAAAGGCGGUGGAUUAAGAGAGAGCCGCGGGAGGUCGCCGUCAGCCUCGGGUUGUCUGGUAUCGUCGCCGGUCUCCGACCGUUAGGCAAACGUUGAGCGUCGCCUCCCCUGGGGCGCGCGUGCACGCGGACCGGGCGGCGGCGCGCUUGGAACGGGGCCCGGGGACGCGCUGACCUUGCAGCGAACGCGCUCCAGGAAUAACACCCCCCUUCUUGCUCAAGAAGGGAGCGAGCUGCAAAAAUUAAAAGCAUCGCGUCCGAGAGAAGGAAGGAUCCGAGCAUUUACCGGCGUCUCCACCUCUCCUGUUACCCGGUGUCCAUCUCAGGAGUUACAGCACCGGUUGUGUGGAGAUAAUUAUUCCCGUGUGAAAUUAUGGAUGCAGUUGUACACCUCAUUAAUGACUCCUUGGAAUUCUAUCGAUGGAGUCUCACCAUUGCAGACAAACGGGUGGAAAAUUGGACUUUGAUGCAGUCUCCCUUGCUUACGCUGGCAGUGAGCAGUCUUUACCUUCUCUUUGUUUGGCUGGGUCCAAAAUGGAUGAAGAACAGGGAGCCUUUUCAGUUACGAUCUCUGCUUAUUUUCUACAACUUUGGAAUGGUUAUACUAAAUUUCUACAUCUUUAAGGAGCUCUUUUUUGCUGCAAGAGCAGCAGGAUAUAGUUAUAUCUGUCAGACUGUCAAAUACACAGAUGAUGUCAAUGAAGUGCGGAUAGCUUCGGCCUUGUGGUGGUAUUAUGUCUCAAAAGGGGUUGAAUACAUGGACACAGUAUUUUUUAUACUGAGGAAGAAAUUUAACCAGAUCAGCUUCCUACAUGUCUAUCAUCACUUCACAAUGUUUACCCUGUGGUGGAUUGGAAUCAAAUGGGUCGCAGGAGGACAAUCUUUUUUUGGAGCUCAUAUGAAUGCUAUCAUCCAUAUUAUUAUGUACUUGUACUAUGGACUUGCAGCGUGUGGCCCUCAGUUUCAGAAAUAUCUCUGGUGGAAGCGAUACUUGACCAUCUUACAACUGGUACAGUUUCAUGUGACUAUAGGUCAUACUGCGUACUCCCUCUACAUUGAUUGCCCUUUUCCAAGAUGGAUGCACUGGGCAUUGAUCGCUUAUGCCAUUUCCUUCAUUUUCCUCUUCGCCAACUUCUAUUACCAGACCUACAGGGGUCCAAAGAAAGACCACAUCAAGACUGGAAAGGUGGUUGUGAAUGGCAGUGCAAUGGCUAACGGAAUAAUCAAGUCAGAAAACAAGCUAGUGACAGAAAAUGGGAAAAAGAAAAAAAAAGGAAAAGCCAAACGUGAAUAAGACAUACUGACAAAGGUUAAAGUAAAAAAAAUGUGUUUGCAAAUUGUCAGCAAAAGAUAGCUGUAUGCAUUUCCAGCUGGCUUUGAACAAGUCUAUUGUACCCGUUGCUAUCUUUGUAAUUUAUGAUAUUUACCUUGAUUGAAAUUUAUUAUCAAUACAUUGGUAUUGAGAUUAAUACAGACAGGAUAUUCACCUUUAAUGAAUUGCACUGAAAGAAGAACAUGAAUUUUUCCCUUUUCCAAAUCUAAACCCCAAUUUAAAUUUAUUUUUAUUGUUAAGUUUGCUGUUUUACUGGACCCUGCUAAAUAGCCUUUUCCUUUAAUUCUACCUCAGUUAUAAUGCUGCUUUCUCAUAGCUACAUUUUUCUAUUAUAUAGAGAAGUUUAGAUUUAUCCCUUGUUUUCAGUUCAUGUUGACGGAUCCAUAGGAUAGUCAAGGAAAUAUAUUUAUUGGUUUUAAUGUUUAUCAUUCUACUGAUGAUCUUAACAUAGAGUUGUCUGUCAAUGUUGGAAGUGUUGAUCAGUGUCUGGUUCUUUUUUAAAAAGACAGUAUUUGUUGUAGUAACAUAAAAUUUUAAUUCACAACUUCACUACAUAUCUUGCAUUUCUUUUCAGCAAGAUCAAAAUAUUAUUCUGCUAAUUUCAAGCAAAAUGGUACAUUAGAGAGUAAUACAAACGGUCAGGCAAGGGUGGCUCGGUGGAGUAGCGGUAGAGCUACUGCCUUACAGCGCCAGAGACCGGGUUCGCUCCUGACUAAGGGUGCUUGUCUGUAUGGAGUUUGUACGUUCUCCCCGUGACCUGCGUGGGUUUUCUCCGAGAUCUUUGGUUUCCUCCCACACUCCAAAGACGUACAGGUUAGUAGGUUAAUUGGCUUGGUGUUAAUGUAAAUCGUCCUUGGUAUGUGUAGGAUAGUGAAAAUGUGCAGGGACGCUGGUCGGUGCGGACUCAGUGUGCCAAAGGGCCUGUUUCCGCGCUGUAUCUCUAAACUAAACUAAAAAAACUAAACAUACCCACUGCUCUAUCCCUUCCUUUAAUUUGCUUCCCUUGUCAGUGGAUGAUACUGCGGUGUAGGUUUGUGAUCGGAUAUGUAAACAACCUAGCACAACAUGUAUUUUUUAAUCUGAUCCUAGAUAUUAAAUAUUGUUUACCAGUUUCUCCUUUACAAGGGGAAUUGUUUGAUGGUGAUUCCCUGUUCGUGCUCCCAUUGCUCUCUUGAGGACACUCAGAGAUAGGAAUCCGGAGUGACAUCCUUUCACUCAAAGUUGACUAAAACCAGAUGUAGUUCUCUCAUGGUCUCGCUGGUUGAUCCUAGUCAAUUCAAACUUAGUCAGCGAAACUGGACUUUUCUGUCACUAUCACUUGGUAUCAGCUUGCAUUAAUCUACCAAUCAACAGGUAGAGGAUAUACCUUUAUGAUGAAAAUCACCAAAUCUCACACCAUUUAUGUCAGGACAAUGAAAUUGAAUUGUCUUUUUGCAUGUUUUCAGGGUAUGAAGUAUGAAUAUGAAGAGUGAAUUGUGCAUUGUGUUCACUGCUACUCUUACAGAAACCGUGGUUUGUAUCAGAAAAAGUGCAUGUUUUAAACUGAAAAAUAUUUUCAAUUAUUCAACAAAACCUGUUACUGUGUGCAAUUAGAAAUUUUUAUUUGGUAUUGGCAUUUGUUUAUUGCAACAAGUAAUACAUUUCAUUACUAAAUAAAAAAAUUAAAUAAUAAAAUCAUACAAUGGAAAUACAAAGGGUUGUGCUGUCACAAGACUUGUGUUUCUAAGUUUAAAUUAGUAAAGUUAUCCAUAAUUUGGAUUUGCCGAGAAGUGGAAUUUGGAGCAAAUAAAAUCGAUCUGUAUGAUGACAUUACAACAGACUACUAUAAUGUAAGAGUCUUUAACUGUGUAAAAGAAGAAAGUUAUUGUUUAAAAAUGUUUCAAUUUAUUGUGUAAAGGAAAAUUGUAAUGGAACAGCAUGAAAGACUGGUUAUACAAUUAUAAUUCAAGUUGUUACACAGAUUUAAAACAUGUUCUAACAGUUAAGCUGAGCCAAUACCUAUUUAAUCAAGAAUGGAACAACCUAGUUUCAAGCAAAGUGCUCCUUCUUGGGGACGAUUUACUGUAUUGCCUGAAUAAGCACACUCAUGAUGCAAAUUGUUCUCUGUUUGAUAAAAUGUUGUCAACAAAAA